Messenger RNA from Schistosoma mattheei, 972 nucleotides. The record is from the annotation of a GenBank genome assembly. NCBI's taxonomy places the organism in Eukaryota, Metazoa, Platyhelminthes, Trematoda, Strigeidida, Schistosomatidae.
AUGCCUCAUCAUUAUAUUAAGGUUAAAUCAUCUUCGUGUGUUAAUGAUGAAAAUGGAAAUGAAGAUUUAAAGUUAAAGGAACUUCAGUCAUCAAUAUAUAACAUUGAAGUGGAUGAUGUACUAUCCAAAUUUUCAAAACACAUAAUAUUACUUCCACAAUCGGAUCAUGUACGUGUCUUGCAAACAGUUAUAAGGAAUAAAGAUACUCCAAGGAACGAAUUCUUAUUCAAUGCAGAUUGUCUAAUACGUUUAGUAGUUGAAGAAGGCUUAAAUCAACUUCCCUAUGAAAACGUGUGCGUUACGACCCCCACAGGACAUUCAUAUCAAGGUAUAAGUUUUCUUCGUGGAAAUUGUGGAGUAUCUGUUAUGCGAUCUGGUGAAGCAAUGGAACGUGGCCUAAGAGAUUGUUGUAGAUCUAUGCGUAUCGGAAAGAUAUUGAUACAAAAAGCCAAAGAAAACGAUAUUGAUGCUAAAGUAUAUUAUGCUAAAUUUCCACCGAAUAUUGAAAAUAGAAAGGUUCUAUUAAUGUAUCCUAUUUUAAAAACUAUUCCAAGUCACACUGUACGGGAAAAUUGCCCAGUUGUUUUAUCCCAAGAUCUUUCGACAAUACUUGAUUUAUAAUGUAAGAUUGUGAACCUCAAAUUUUUGAUCUCAACAUUUAUGGCUUCCAAUACUUCUCAUAUUCUAUCAUUGUAUCCCCAUUACCUAACCAUAGAAGUUGAUACUUUGUACUUUAAUUUUAAAGAAUGGUUUAGUUGUUAUAGCGCUUAACCUAAAUGACUGAGUUAUAUAUAUAUGGCUCUCCUCAUUUAUUUUGAUCUGGAUACCCUGUCAGUGUAUUAAUAUUCCAUAAGCAAAAACAAAGUCCGAAAUCCAGCACAUAAAUCUAUGUAGAGGUGUGUUUUGCUGGUUAAAACAUUCUGCUCUUAAGCGAAAUCUUAACAAUAAGUUACACUUCAUACUUCUUAAAGA